Molecule: messenger RNA, 2781 nt
Organism: Phialemonium atrogriseum
Lineage: Eukaryota; Fungi; Ascomycota; Sordariomycetes; Cephalothecales; Cephalothecaceae
Exons: 4
Coding region: 89-2365 (758 amino acids)
Biological process (GO): regulation of transcription by RNA polymerase II; DNA-templated transcription
Cellular component (GO): nucleus
Molecular function (GO): DNA-binding transcription activator activity, RNA polymerase II-specific; zinc ion binding; RNA polymerase II cis-regulatory region sequence-specific DNA binding
Source: RefSeq, a predicted model, not a curated record
UUUCCAUUUCUCUGGCCUCCCGUGAGGAAAGCCCGUCGGAGAUACCGAUAGUUCUGAAUGGGGAAAAGAGUACAGCCCAAGCUUAGCCAUGAAUGAGCCUGACCGUCGGCGCAGAAGGCCCGCAGUUUCGUGCUCUCUCUGCAGAAGGCGCAAGAUCCGAUGCAGCCGAGAAACUCCCUGCAGCAAUUGCCUGCGGUCCGGAAACAGGGCUUGCGUCUAUGAGGCACACCCUCCUCAACCUCCGCGGCAACAACUUAGCCGGGGCCAGCCUCGAGAGCUGAUGCCUAUUGGCCUGGCUUCCACCACAAGCAGAGAAUCGACAGUCCCAAGUCAUCCGCCCGGAUCACUCGUGACCGAGAUAACCAACGCAUCGACUCUUGCGAGUCAACUCUCUGCUCCGGAUGUCGAGGCUAUGAGGAGCCGGAUUCGGCAACUUGAAGAACAGCUAUCCAGGGCGACCCUGACGUCUACCCAGCAUCAUGUUUCGACCCCGGGCUCGAACAUAGAGACGGCGACUUCGCGACUAGGUGGAACCUUCCAUCUCCUUCACGAUAACCGCCUGCCCAGCCAACCUCAGGCCAUCACCCGCAGCGUAACGCAUAAGACGCGCCUUUUUGGCCAAAGCCAUUGGGUUAAUGCGAGUGUCCUGCUGCUAGAUAUUUUCGAGAUAAGUGAGCCGCAUCUACGAGAAGAGGGAUCAAAGGCCUUCGCCAGCAUACAAAGAUGCAAAUCCUUGGCAAAGGUCAUCAAGUCACGGCGGGCACCUCGGUGGCCCACGCCGCCCACGCCCGACUUGCCCCCGAAAGACGUUGCCGACGAGCUCGUCGACUGCUACCUACGGACGAUCGAGACCGUGUACCGAAUCCUGCACGUCCCCACCUUCAGAAGGGACUAUGAAGCGGUCUGGGUGUCGGGUGCCGAGCCCGAUACGGCGUUUCUGGUCCAACUUAAGCUGGUGCUCGCCAUCGGUGCUACCACGUACGACGAGAACUUCUCCCUACGAGUCUCGGCCAUUCGAUGGGUGUACGAGGCGCAAACCUGGGCUUCGGAGCCGGAAUUCAAGUCCCGACUCGGCAUCCAGUCUCUGCAGACGAAUCUCCUCCUCCUACUUGCCCGAGAAACAGCAGGUAUCGGCGGAGGCCUGACCUGGAUCUCGGCCGGCGCACUCCUCAGAACGGCAGUGUACAUGGGCCUGCAUCGAGAUCCCUCGCGCCUGCCAAAGAGGUCGAUUUUCGCCGCCGAGAUGCGCCGGAGACUGUGGAACUCGAUUCUGGAGCUGACUCUGCAAUCGAGCCUGACCUCGGGGGGUCCACCGCUCAUCUCCCUCGACGACUUCGACACCGAGCCUCCCGGCAACUUCGACGACGACCAGCUCGGGGCCGAGGAUCCCGCGCCGAAGCCGGAAGACUGCUUCACCCAAAUGUCCGUCACAAUAGCCCUCCGCAAGACGUUCCCGCUCCGCCUCGCAGUCACCAAGUUCCUGAACGACCUCGGCUCGCACGGCACAUACGAGGAAACGCUCCGCCUCGACGCACAGCUAAGGGCCUCGUACAAAGCCCUGAGCCGCACCCUCCAAGCAUGCACCUCGACCACCGGACCAUCGCCGUCGCGGUUCCAAAUCCGCGUCGUGGACUUCCUCAUGCACCGCCACCUCUCCUCCCUCCACGCCCCGUUCUUCGGCCCGGCGCUGCACGAGACGGCCUACGCCUUCUCCCGCAAGGUGGUGGUCGAGACCUCGCUCAAGAUCUGGUGCGCCGCGUGCCCGUCCUCCACCAUCAUGGCGGCCCAGCGCCGGCGCCGCGGCGACGACGCCGCAACCUCGGCGGACCGAGACGACCUGGAGCGCCUCACGGCGUGCGGGUCCGCGUUCUAUCGCACCGUCGCCAUGCAGGCUGCGCUGCUCGUCGCCGUGGAGCUCCGGACGCAGCUGCAGGAGGAGGAGAGCCUUGGGCCCGUGCCGCUGCGGCCGGAUCUGCUGUCCGUGCUGGAUGAGGCGAGGACUUGGAGUUUGCGGUGCAUCGAGGCUGGGGAGACGAAUAUGAAGGGGUAUCUGCUCGUCUGCGUGGUUGCUGCGCAGAUUGGAGGGCUCAUGCGAGGGGUUGCGAUGGAGGAGGUCCCGGGUUUGUUGGUCAGGGCUGCUGAAGACGCUGGAGAGACAUGCUUGCCGAUGCUUGAGAAAAUGGCGGCCCAGGAACGAGCUGAGGGAGGUGGAGAUGGGCUUCAGACGACCCUGGGCACGCCGGCGCCUGAGGGGAUGGAGGACUGGGACUUUAUGAUGUCAGAUGCCAUGUUCAACCCGGCAAAUGCGGAGCCAAUGAGCUGGAUGUUCAAUGAUGAAAAUACACAAGGGCCGUCAUUUUGGUGACAAAGAGCUGUGAUCUGGCCGACAACUGCCUUGGAGCUUUGUUCACAACGGAAAGGGGUGUUUUGAUCACUUGGCUGUGGUCCUGCCUGGAAUUGGAAUAAUGGAAUAAUGGUGGCAAUGAGUUACAAGCGGUUCUCAUUAUUUGAGGCAUUUAGGCAUGAUUGGAUGUUGUUUUCAUUAUUUUCCUCUUCUCUCAGGGUUCUUUCUUGUUCCUUGCUGCAGGCUUAAAAGUGCAAGGAGGGUUCUCGUAUGUGAGCGAAGUAAAUAAAUGGUAUCCAUUGCCGGUCUGAAGCCGGAUAAUCACCUCUAGACUCUAAGGAGGCGUCUUGAGGACCUUGAGGGCCUUCAAAGUUUGAGCUUCGGAGGAUUGAAGCAGGGAAACCAGAGGGAAACCAGAGGGAAAGGUUAAACUUCGG